Danio aesculapii is the source of this 1480-nucleotide messenger RNA. RefSeq lists its product as uncharacterized. Lineage: Eukaryota; Metazoa; Chordata; Actinopteri; Cypriniformes; Danionidae. The record is from RefSeq and is a predicted model, not a curated record. The transcript has 3 exons. The coding region runs from base 58 to 582 and encodes 174 amino acids.
CAUAAACAUUUCGAGCAGCCAUUUUCAAGCUAGCCAUUUCCUCAGACUGACUGAAACAUGCAGAUCUCUUACCCGACCUUUGCGUUCCUCAUAGCUUUUCUCUGCAGUCUGCUGUCCUCUCUUUCAGGCGUGAUUGUGAGAUAUUCACGUGAACCGGUGGAGGAGAUGGAAGGUCGUAUGCUGUCUUUCAAGUGCAGAUUGGAGUACAAGAAAGAGGAUUGUGAUAUUUCUGCCAAAUGGUGGCAUGUAGAAAGCGAUGCUAUUUCUGAGCCCAUUACAGAUCCAAACAGAUUUCUAAUCACUGUUAAUGAAACAAAAAAAGAUGACCAAAGGCACAGGGACAUUGUCUUGACAUUCAAGUCCUUGAGUAUUGCAGAUCGGGGCUUAUACCAGUGUAAUGCCAAAUGUCUCAACACUCAAACUGUCGCAAAAGGCCAUGUUCUGUUCCUUAAUGUUACAGCAGAUCCACACAAAGGUCUGAAGGCCUCAGCAUGGAGUGGGAAGUUAAAGACUGACUUGACUGUGCUUGUGCUCGGCAUCGUAUUAUGUGUAUGGUAUAAUUUAAUGGCAUUGUGUUUUUAAGGAUUGAUCAAUAGCUAUGACAUAUACUGUACUGUGGCUACUAUAUAUCUUCAUCUUUUAUUCAGACAUACUACAUUGUGAAUUAAGGAUGUCAAUUUCUACAAAUUCCCAAAGGUUGAUCUUUAUUUAAAUGAACAAUUAAUUGAUAAAUUGCUAACCUAAAUAAUGCAAGAUGUGUCUACUUUAGUGGGGUUGCAUCCUAAAUUGAAGCUAAUCUUUUCAAGUUUACAAUAAGAAAAGAAAAAUCCCAAAUGGAAAUUAGGUAUGUUUCCAUCAAGUUGUUAGAGUGGCCAACUGUAGUAUUGGUAACCCAGCAACCAACAAUAAACAAGGCAAGUGUAACCUCGCUGGUCCUACACCACCCAACCCACUCCGAGCUGGGAUUGAACCGGCGAUUCUCUACAUAAGAGUCGGUUGCUCUUACAAGGAGGCUAGAUCACCUUUAGAGGUCAAAGGAGUGUUUACCUGCACAGCACUUCACUAGCUGGCCUCCGCUAUACAAGCAUAAUGGAGACAGCUGAUUAGUCACGUGGGUGUAAUGUUUGCUACAUCAUAGUUUAUUUGGAAAAUGUGCUUUCAUAAUCACUCAUUUCUCACAUUAAUCCCCUUUCAGUCCAAAACCACCUCAAGCAAGUGUAAAAACAAUUUUUUUUUCUAACUGAGGGCUUUGUAUUUGAACUUUGCCAUUUCCAUCAUUCAUAACUCAUGCAAUACUUUACAUGCAAUCCCUGCAUUAACACAGGGAAAUGAUGGAAACACUGUUGAUGAAAACCCUGGCAUGACAGGAUGUGUAAACGACACUUAAAAUGCAAACAUCCUCACCCAACUCUAAAUUAAAUUGUAACUGUAAAUUAAAAUGUAAAUUUACUGUAAAUAUAACAUUAGUCGGAUUGUAAAA